ACUGGCCCCAACGCUGUCUCCCUUGCAGUCCGGGGCCCGCGGUUCAGGCGCCUGAAGAUGGGAGCAGGUCACCGGCUGGACGUGAUGGCAUCUGGAGUCUUUGUGCUUGGCAUUGGCCAUGGGAACAAGCUGCUCACUGACCUGUACAACUGCCACCUGACCAAGGUGUACACUGUUGCUGGGCUGUUUGGUAAAGCCACUGAUGACUUCUCAGACACAGGAAAGCUGAUAGAGAAGACCACAUUUGAUCAUAUCACAAGGGAGAAGCUGGAACGGAUUCUUGCUGUCAUUCAAGGGACAAAUCACAAGGCCCUGCUGAUGUAUUCUAACAUUGAUAUGAAAUCACAAGAGGCCUAUGAACUGGCUGUCAGAGGGUUGAUUCGCCCUAUGGAGAAAAGCCCCCCAAUAAUCACAGCAAUCCGAUGCCUCCGGUUUGCACCUCCAGAAUUCCACUUAGAAAUCCACUGCUUGCACGAGACUCAGCAGUACCUCCGGAAAAUAGUCCACGAGAUUGGCCUGGAGCUGAAAUCCUCUGCUGUGUGCACACAAGUGCGGAGAAUCCGCGAUGGCGUUUUCACCCUGGAUGAUGCUCUCCCCAGAACACAGUGGGACCUGCAGAGUGUACGGAAUGCAAUCCAGAACUGUGAGCUGAAAGUGAAAGCAGAGAUAGAGAAAACACUGGGAUAUCAGGAUAACAGUCCUCUUCAUCAGCUGGAUGAGGAGACAGCCCACGCUGCAGACAGCUGAGUGUGCUGCAGGGAACACGCUCGAGCAAUCCUGCAGCACAGCACUGCAGCAACACACCCACGGUGUGAUGGACAGCAGAAGGAAAGAGGUUCAUUGCAGUUCACUUCCACCCUUUCCUUGAGAUGACUUUAGUCAGAGGCUUUUUUCCCUUUGCAGUGACAGGCUGGAUAAUUUUUUUAAAGCAUCACAAGCAGUUCAUUACCAG
Molecule: messenger RNA, 952 nt
Organism: Acanthisitta chloris (rifleman)
Lineage: Eukaryota; Metazoa; Chordata; Aves; Passeriformes; Acanthisittidae
Gene: TRUB2
Product: TruB pseudouridine (psi) synthase family member 2
Exons: 6
Biological process (GO): RNA processing; pseudouridine synthesis
Molecular function (GO): pseudouridine synthase activity; RNA binding
Source: RefSeq, a predicted model, not a curated record